AUGUCAUCAUUUGCCGAAGAGAAGAAGAAUCUGCCUGUUACAGUCGAGAAGCCCAUUCCUGUCACAUAUGACCUCGGGAACUUGGCUGUGUUUGACUCCAACACACUUGACAGAAAUGACCUAGACUCAUCCAACGCGCAGCGCGAGGAGAACAUAAAGAAAAUCUCUCGUGACAACGUCCAACUUAUGAUCAACCAGAUCUUAUCAUUGCCUAUCAAGAGUACCACAGAGUCUGCCAACGGCACCAGCGGUCAGAGUGCCAGUAUGACUUUGGUCCAGCUUCCAGAGCCUACCUCUGAGCUUCCCAGAGAGAAACCACUGCCCAAACCUAAAGCCCCUAGUAAGUGGGAACAAUUUGCGGCCAAAAAGGGUAUCAAGCCAAAGGAAAGAUCUGGCAAGAUGGUUUACGAUGAGGAUGCUGGCCAGUGGGUUCCAAAGUGGGGGUUCAACGGUGCUAACAAAAAGCUCGACAAACAAUGGCUGGUGGAAGUUGAUGAUGAGCCUAAAAAGGCUGGCGACGACCUCAUUGACCCUAGAAGCUUGAGUAGAGCCGAGAGGAAGAAGUUGAUCAAGAAGAACGAACUCCAGCAUAAGCGGAACAUGAAAGGGGCCAACUAG
Molecule: messenger RNA, 618 nt
Organism: Lachancea thermotolerans CBS 6340
Lineage: Eukaryota; Fungi; Ascomycota; Saccharomycetes; Saccharomycetales; Saccharomycetaceae
Gene: RRS1
Product: ribosome biogenesis protein RRS1
Exons: 1
Coding region: 1-618 (205 amino acids)
Biological process (GO): ribosome biogenesis; ribosomal large subunit biogenesis; endonucleolytic cleavage in ITS1 to separate SSU-rRNA from 5.8S rRNA and LSU-rRNA from tricistronic rRNA transcript (SSU-rRNA, 5.8S rRNA, LSU-rRNA)
Cellular component (GO): nucleus; nucleolus; preribosome, large subunit precursor
Molecular function (GO): protein binding
Source: RefSeq, a predicted model, not a curated record